UCAUUAAAUUUCGUUUUAUUGUAACUAAAAAUUGUAACACAAGGUUGGGCGUCAUGAUUUUUCCCCGCAAAAUAACGGUAACUGGAGUCCCAAAAAAGGAUGAUCCUUGUGAGAGCGUGUGUGGGGUGGUAUAAAAGCAUUUUAGCCUUAUUUCAAUUAAUUCCCUUUUUUUGUUUCUUUUUCAAAAAAAUAAAUAAAUAAAAAAUGACUUAUUCAUUAUCGCUUAUAUUCUCAUCUGGUGGAUACAGCACUGAUAAACACCAAGCAGCUAUACCAACGUAUAUCACUAUUUCACCUAGAAAGGAUGGGAUUACUGCUAAAACCAAGCGUCUCAACCCUCAACGACGUUCUUCUACCUCCAGUUUUUCCCCACUGAAACGAAAACUAAAAGCCUCUUCCUCUAAUUUCUCUUCCAUUCUACCUAAAUUUCGUGCUAUUGAAAGACGGCCUUCUUCUACGUAUUCUUCAGAUACACUAAUGCCUGAUAUCACCAGAUCAAUACUUGCUUUACCAAAUGAAAUUCUUUCCUGCGUCUUGUAUUACUUGGAUUAUACCAGCGUACACAAACUCUCUCGUACCUGUAGUAAGUUAUACACGGUAUGCCAUGAUAACGAACUUUGGCGUCGUUUCUUGUUUGCCGAUUUUCAAGCCAUCACACCACCCACACCUGCAGACCCAACAAUUAAGGAUUAUUUAAAACUAUAUCAGAAUCAUCUAAAAUUGGGUCAACGAUGGCUAACAGGCAAAGUAAAUACCCGCUUUUUACAAGGCCAUGAGGAUAGUGUUUAUUGUCUGGGAUGGAUUUCCAAAGAUAUCUUACUUAGUGGUAGUCGUGAUAAGACACUCAAGAUGUGGCACGUGCCUACCAACACCUGUAUAAGAACCAUCGAGAAUGAACAUAGUGGAAGUAUCUUGUGCAUACGUGUGGACCAAAAAAAUCAGCUUGUGAUGACAGGAUCGUCGGAUACUACCUGUACAUUAUGGUCACUACCUCAAAUGCAGCCCAUCAUGAAACUUACAGGACAUCGUCAUAAUGUGCUGGAUGUUUGCCUUGUCAACCAGAAUCGCAUUGUCACGUCUUCCAGGGACCAUACGUUACGUGUAUGGGAUAGAGAAACGGGGUUGGAAUUACGGCAAAUGGUGGGGCAUACCGCCUCUGUCAAUGCUAUGGAGCCUGUGGGAAGAAAUCGGGUUGUCUCGGCUUCGGGAGAUUCUAGCAUCAAAUUAUGGGAUAUCGACACGGGUGAAUGCAUUCGUACAAUGCACGGUCAUAAACUUGGUUUGGCUUGUGUUAAAUACAGUGAUGGACGUCUUUACAGUGGUGGGCUGGAUGGUAAGAUCAAGGUAUGGGAUAUCGAAACUGGAGAGUGCGUUCAUACCAUGUUCGGUCAUGCUGGCAUGAUUCGUUCUAUUGAUUAUGUAAAUAAAAAGAUUGUCACGGGAAGUUAUGAUCGUACCUUGAAGGUAUGGGAUACAGAAACAGGUGCAUGUAUUCUCAGCUUUCAAAGUGGACACUCCAAUUGGAUCUUCAAUGUCCUGUCAAGUGGAACACGUAUAGUCAGUUCGGGACAGGAAAAACGUAUAAUGGUGCUUGAUUUUGGUAGUGGAUUAGCUCCCCUGUGUAAUUAAAAUAGCUUCCCUUUUUUUACCCCGGAUUUUAUACCGUUCUGCGGCGACUUAAUAAUAUAGUUUUUUUUUACAUGAAUCUAUAAAAACAAGGUUUUCCUUUCUAAUUACAAGGGACCAAUCAAUGGCUUGAUUGACAUUGAUUAGGAAACAAUUAGAAAUCAUUUGAUGUCACUUCAGGCUACACGAUGCUAAAUUGACAGUGUUUUCCCUUCACAUGCCUCAAAAUAUUGUUCUCACGUUUUUUUUUUUUUUUUGGCGGU
Messenger RNA from Mucor mucedo, 1889 nucleotides. Its product is annotated as WD40-repeat-containing domain protein. The record is from RefSeq and is a predicted model, not a curated record. The coding region runs from base 205 to 1629 and encodes 474 amino acids. Gene Ontology annotation, molecular function: ubiquitin binding. Gene Ontology annotation, biological process: proteasome-mediated ubiquitin-dependent protein catabolic process; ubiquitin recycling. The transcript has 3 exons. Gene Ontology annotation, cellular component: cytoplasm; nucleus. Lineage: Eukaryota; Fungi; Mucoromycota; Mucoromycetes; Mucorales; Mucoraceae.